CAUUUUCCUUGACGCACACAAGUCUUGGCAAAUACUUCUCUGCAGAAUUCGGAGAAAGAGGGGAAUUACAUCGUUAGCCAGCGCGAGCAGAGAUUCCGGUGGAAACGAAAAUGUUGCUCGCAGUGUUGAUCGCCAACUCCGAAGGCAAUAUUCUCGUCGAACGCUUCAAUGGAGUUCCAGCGGAGGAACGCUUACAUUGGAGAUCUUUCUUAGUGAAACUGGGAGCAGAUAAUCUUAGAGGAGUCAAGAACGAGGAGCUCCUCGUUGCUAAUCACAAGUCAGUUUACAUUGUAUACACAGUGCUUGGGGAUGUCAGUAUAUUUGUUGUUGGCAAGGAUGAGUACGAUGAACUUGCCUAUCCUCCAAUGGGGGCAUGGCCUAUUUCCCGUAAUGGCUCAGUGGCAGAAACUAUCUUUGUUAUAACCUCAGCCCUGAAGGAUGUAUGUGGAAAACCUCCAACUGAACGCCUUUUUCUUGACAAAUAUGGAAAAAUUUGCUUGUGCUUGGAUGAGAUUGUGUGGAAGGGUCUGUUGGAGAACACUGACAAAGAUAGAAUCAAGAGACUUAUACGACUAAAACCACCAACUGAGUUCUGACAGAGCGGCAUCUUGCCUUCUCCAAUGUAUGAAGGAGAAAGACCUUGAUUCAUGCUGCAAUCAGUGGCACAUUUAUGUAAUAUCUCGAGCACUUCUCUCCACAACCUUUAAUUAGUCUUCGAGCUGCUGUUUUCUGAUGCUCUUCAUUUCUUAUCCUUUGUCCUAUUCCAUCGCUUUACUCAUACUGAUAACAUACAUUGUAUCAAAAUUUUCGUUUCUUGAAAGAGAAACAUGUACUAGAAGCGCUCUCAUUGUGCUGUCUCAUUCUUGAAGGUAAUACUGUUGUUGUAUCACACAUGGGAGCUCGGUGAGUGAUCAAGUACUUUGUUUAGUUCAA
This is a messenger RNA of Sesamum indicum (sesame), 933 nucleotides long. Its product is annotated as SNARE-like superfamily protein. Lineage: Eukaryota; Viridiplantae; Streptophyta; Magnoliopsida; Lamiales; Pedaliaceae. Gene Ontology annotation, cellular component: COPI vesicle coat. Gene Ontology annotation, biological process: intracellular protein transport; retrograde vesicle-mediated transport, Golgi to endoplasmic reticulum; intra-Golgi vesicle-mediated transport. The record is from RefSeq and is a predicted model, not a curated record.